This is a messenger RNA of Stylophora pistillata, 2292 nucleotides long. Its product is annotated as glutamate--cysteine ligase catalytic subunit. Lineage: Eukaryota; Metazoa; Cnidaria; Anthozoa; Scleractinia; Pocilloporidae. Gene Ontology annotation, biological process: glutathione biosynthetic process. Gene Ontology annotation, molecular function: glutamate-cysteine ligase activity. The record is from RefSeq and is a predicted model, not a curated record. Gene Ontology annotation, cellular component: glutamate-cysteine ligase complex.
ACUCGUCAUACCAUCUUUGUGUUUGUAACGCUUGUCAUCAAAACAAGGAAAAGACACUUUAUUGAGUUCAUAACUACCAAGCUGAUGGUUUUCACUUCUGAUGGUUUUCAUUUUGUGACACAUCUGCUUCUUUGUCGAAUAAGGAAUGAUCCAGCCAUAUUUACUGAAUGCAUCAAUCACCAUAAUAGCUCAAUUCUGGAACAUGGGUCUUCUAUCUAAAGGAUGUCCCCUGUCGUGGUCUGAAACAAAACAACAUAGAGACGAAGAUCGUAAACACGGCGUUUUGCAAUUUCUCCACAUUUACAACAGAGAGAAAGACAGAGACAGGGAUUGUUUGAGAUGGGGAGAUGAGAUGGAGUAUACAGUGUUGAAGUUUGACCAUGACAACAGGAAAGUUUACUGCAAUUUGAGGGCAAAGGAUGUACUAAACGAUUUGGCACUCUUAGAACAGCAGACCAGCACCUACCCAAUUUCUUGGAGGCCUGAAUAUGCUGCUUAUGUGAUUGAAGCAUCACCAGGGCAGCCAAUGGAAGAAAGUCUGGCAUAUCUCAACAUAAUAGAAUUGAACAUGAGAUUAAGACGUGAAGAAAUGAAGAGAUUUUUGACCGAACCUGGAGAAACUGUUCAGUCUAUCGUGGCAUUUCCAAGCUCGGUGACUCAAAACAUUCGAGAAAGAAGAGGUUCAAAAGUUGCUAUCAACGUACCAAUAUUCAAAGACUUAAACACUCCUUCACCUUUUAUCGAGACGUUUCCUACUAUUGACAGAGAAGGAGCAGAGGCCGCUUUGCCUGAUCACAUCUUUAUGGACGGCAUGGGCUGUGGCAUGAGUUUAGGAUGUCUUCAGUUCACCCUUCAAGCCUGCAACCUAAGUGAAGCAAGACUUCUUUACGAUCAACUCGUGGCGUUGAGUCCAAUAAUGUUAGCUUUGUCUGCUGGGGCUCCCAUAAUACGCGGAUACCUUUCCGACGUAGAUUGCCGUUGGAAUAUCAUCUCUGAGGCAUCAGAUGAUCGAACUCCUGAAGAGAGAGGCCUUGCGCCACUAAAGGAAAAUAGAUUUGUGAUACCUAAGUCACGAUUUGACUCCGUGAGUACAUAUCUGUCACCGGAGGGGAAAGAUUACAACGAUAUUGACUUAGUGUAUGACCAAGAUGUUUGCCAACAGCUCAUCUUCGCUGGCGUUGACGAGCAGGUGGCCCGGCAUGUCGCACACUUGUUCAUCCGGGAUCCUGUGACUUCUCUGUGCCUUGAAGACCUUGAACAAAAUGACGAGGAAACCUCCUGUCUCUUUGAGAACAUAAAUUCCGCCAACUGGCAAACUGUGCGUUUUAAGCCACCACCGCCUGAUUCCUCCUCAAUGGGAUGGAGAGUGGAGUUCAGGCCCAUGGAUAUUCAAUUGACAGACUUCGAGAAUGCCGCCUUCAUAACAUUUGUGAUACUUCUCACGAGGGCGAUUUUGUCUUUCGAUCUCAAUCUACUCAUUCCUAUAUCCAAGGUCGACGAGAAUAUGGUCAAAGCGCAAAAGAGAGACGCUGCCAGACAGGGAGAGUUUCAUUUCAGGAAAAAUUUAAAGAAAUGUGAUACUAUGGAAGAGGCUGAGAAUUGCCAGAACGACGACCUGUAUUGUGGCGGAGAAUUUGAGAUGAUGUCGAUUGACAGAAUUAUCAACGGCAAGGAUGGCGAAUUUCCUGGUUUGAUACCACUCAUAAACCGUUACCUGGCGACAGUGGAAGUCGACCUUAACACAUGGUGCACUCUUUCUCAAUAUUUGAACUUGAUCUCCAAAAAGGCAUCUGGUGAAUUACUUACAACUGCUCAAUGGAUUCGGCGAUUUGUGGAAAGUCACACGGAAUACAAGAGAGACUCUGUAGUCGACGAAAGAAUUUGUUACGAUCUUUUGAGAAAAAUCGAUCAAAUUGGCCAAGGAGAGGGUGAGGCGCCUGAACUCUUUGGAAAGUUCACCACUUUUAGGAUGGGUGACGCUUUAUUUUAGAAAUAUCUUGAUGUAAAUGGAAAGAUUAAAAGCUAUGAGGAUGACUAGAAAAUUAGACACGAUAACUUGGUGAUGUGCAACAGUUUAAAAAAAUAUUGUCAAGAUUGUAAACAUCGCUAACACAAUCGUAGUUUACUGACUACUAUACUAUGUGUGUCUAUCAUCUCUAUCUCAAUCAGUUCGUCGAUGUUCAUUGAAGUUCACUCCUUUAAAAGUGUUAACUCUCAUUAAAAUCUAUUGGACAGACAUUGUAUGACUCUGUUCAGAAUGAAACAGAUUAAUAAACAGUACGUUCAUUGAAA